Molecule: messenger RNA, 3178 nt
Organism: Pomacea canaliculata
Lineage: Eukaryota; Metazoa; Mollusca; Gastropoda; Architaenioglossa; Ampullariidae
Product: F-box only protein 39-like
Exons: 3
Coding region: 79-1416 (445 amino acids)
Biological process (GO): positive regulation of protein ubiquitination; SCF-dependent proteasomal ubiquitin-dependent protein catabolic process
Cellular component (GO): SCF ubiquitin ligase complex
Molecular function (GO): protein binding
Source: RefSeq, a predicted model, not a curated record
GUCAUUGAUGUGUCAUUGAAGCGUGUGAACGUAAUCCACCGCACCCCGCGCUGACUGCCUUUGCUGGCUGUGGCAGUUAUGGUGUCCACUAGGAGGACUGCGGAAGUAUCACACUGGCAUCUCAUGCCGGUAGACAUCCUUACGACAGUCUUCGCCUUGCUGCCUGAAAAGGACAGGUGCCAGGCUGGCUUGGUGUGUAAAGCGUGGAACGCGGUAGUGAACACACCACAUCUGUGGAGACACCACACAUUUUCCUUCCGCGGCACGAACGGGAAGGAGGCAUGGCGGGCCUGCAAGUUUGUGGAGAGCGCGCUGGGUGCCCACGUCUUGCACAUGGUCCUAGAAAUCGGCAUGCCGGUCGUCCUGAACGCCAAGACCAUUUCGCGGUCUGUCGAGGCCUUCUUGAGCGACCGCGCCACCCUCUCGCUACGCCUGAAGAGCUUCCAGUGCACCGGUCUGGAGUACUUUCAGUCCCCCGUGUACCGCAUUGCACGCCACCGCAACCGCAUGGUCCGCGCACUGUGCACCUUCCUACGCCGACAGAAAUGGCUGGAGGAGAUCGACCUGGCUUGCUGCCAGAUGGGACGACCCGACGGAACGCGAGUGCUGAAGGCCAUCGCCUACAAGGGGCGCCGAAGUGUCAAGAACCCGCAAAGUCCUUUAACCUACCUAGAGCUUCGUCACUUCUUCAUGCAGGAGGCCAACAUCUUGGACUGCCCUUUGUUUCCGGUAGAGAUGAGGCGUUUCGACUCCCUACGGCAUCUGUGCCUCAACCACAGCUAUGUCAACGACGACGUGUUGGACAACCUGACCAACCCGUCCAACACGCUGCGGGUCCUGCAGCUGCAGGUGGAGGUCUCCCAGUACAUACACCUGAUUCCGCUCUCAACAGCCAUCCCCAGCAAGUCUGUGUUGACUUCCGCGGGAUGGCGUUCCGCUGCGGGCAGGUGUCCUUUGCUACGUGUCUUCAUCACCAUGAAAGGUCGGUUCCGCGCCAACGACUUCACGCGAGUCCUCGUUCCCGGCAUUCCGCUCGCAGAGCUGCGCGUGACCUCAGUGGUGGCGUCACUCUUCUUUGGCUUGGAGGAUUUUCUUCCGCACCUUAGGGUCUUGAUGGAUCUGAUGAAUCAGCAUUAUAGUGGCUACCUGACGACCUUCCACAUCAACUGGAGCGAGAUGGGCGCCAUCUGGCCUUAUGAAGCAGACCUGGUGCGCCUGUUUCGGCAGUGCCGAUUUCUAAGUGACGUGAUUUUGACGAUGCGUGUACCCGUUGACACACUCCUCAACAUCCACAAAGCCGUGGUUGCAGAAAAACGAGGUCGCAUGAAGCUCCAGAUUGCAGGGCUGGAGCCUCCGCUGAUGGAGAACUUUUGUCUCAAUUUUCCCUACAUCACCGUCAAACAUCUCGGGGACUGAGGGUGGCCCCUUCUUCCUCGCUGACCGCAAGGAUAGCGACUGCUGAUGAAUGUGCGUACAUGGCGCCGGCAACAAGACGGCACCGAUUUGUUGUCUACUAUUGCUUAUACAUCUCAUUCCUCAACACUGGCAGAGACAUAAGUUUUCCCCGCUUUUAAAAUUUGAUCCUUGUAAAGAUGUAGACAUCGCGGCACGGCACGACCUGACUGUAAGGCUUGGCUACAACCGAACACUGUAGAUGCACUGAGAUGGAUUACUAACUCUCUCUAUUACUACCUGCUCAGCAUCAGCAUGAAAAGCUUAAAAAAUUGAAUUUUAAUGCUUCAAGAGAAAGGGGCAUUUUUUUCAAAGUAGAAAUGUAACAGCAUUUUUUCGAUCAGUAAUUUUAUAUUAUCUGUAGAUUAUCUAAUCAACCUGAUGAUAACGAAAGGGCAAUAUUGAAAAGAAUUAUGGCUUCUAGAAAGGAUGCAAAAAUAAUCUUUCUCAUUUGCUUGCCUUACUUUCCCCUUACGUCCAUUAAACUAAGUGUUAUUCGAGCAAUGGCUUUUAGACAUAAACAGUCUAGUGCUAUAUGGAGACACUAGAUCUUUUGAUAAGUGGUAUAGAAUUAAUUCCUAUUCGUAACAAUUUGCCUUUUCUCCAUUUACAAUGAGCUCAAAUCAAGUCUUUUUUUUAAACUGGGAAAACAUUGUUCUUAAAGGAAGACGUGAAUCAAAUACAGUACACAGCACAUGAGUUUUGUAAACAAUAAUACAGAAAACAGUUGUACUUAUUUCAUAUCUGUAAUACACAUUGGACGAAAUUUAUAUUUAUAGAUUUUACGUCUAAUUGAUCUGUGGCAUAUAUUUGUAUAAUAAAAUGAUUUCUUACAGCAAUAUUGGUCCAAAACAAAUAUUUUGUUUCUUCACUUUUUUUUUUGCGGUCCCCUCACUCACUCCGCUGUGAUGAGAGCAGUCUUGACAUGAGAUAUCGUGCGAGACCUGAUAUGCGGAGUUGUUGGGGCAUGAUUAAGAGACACAAAGACGAUACAGCAUUCUCCUCUGUCAGUUCUGUCUUCAUUUUUGUUUGAAAUACGUACUCGUGGACAUCACGAAAUAGGUUCAUAUACCACACACAACUUUCAAACAAUAGAUAAUUCUUCGUUCUCCAAAGCAUAACACAGGACGGCACAAUUGUUAAGAGAAAAGGACAUUUACUAGAGUGAUGGAACUGUAAUUAUAGCAACAAAACAAAUAUAGGAAGUUUCCCUUUAUCCCUUCUCUUAGGCACAGAACAUCAAAUUACAACACAAUAGGAGAUCAAUUUCAGUGUUUUUAUCACCUGUAAAACUAACUACUAUUAACUUGACACAUUUGUAUAUACAGUAAUGGCGAUCCAUUCUAAACAAGAUAAGAUACAUACGACACCUCGACCAUUUCAUGAGAAGGAAGAUUACGUCCCCCGGCGUUUGUUUUUUUGAACCCCUGUUUAUGGAAUUUGCCUUUUUUGAGAAUUCCUAGAUUUGUUACUAGGUUAUUCUUACAAUGUUUUACAGGAAAUAUAAGUGCAACUUCUGACAACAACUGAAAAACGACAACGAGCUCUCUUUUGCCGGAGGUCGAUAUUUCAAACACGCUAGUUUAAAAUUUCAGUAUUCAGAGUUUCGUAAACGAAACUAUUCCGCAGUUAAAUUUAAGAUAAGAUGUUAUCGAUUCUGUAUUAAUACGGGAAGCCCAAAAGUCGUGUGUUUUUCAAUUUAAAAAAUUUUAGUUUCAACUUGUUU